This is a messenger RNA of Suillus bovinus, 665 nucleotides long. RefSeq lists its product as uncharacterized. The record is from RefSeq and is a predicted model, not a curated record. The transcript has 2 exons. The annotation marks the transcript as partial. Lineage: Eukaryota; Fungi; Basidiomycota; Agaricomycetes; Boletales; Suillaceae.
CAUGUAGUUCGUUGCUGAGUCGAUCAAUGUUCUAUGUACUACCGGGCUUAGAUACUAAACCCCACCUCGUUAUGUAAGCAACGAAAGUUCAAUCCUACUGUGACAUAAGCACAGGACUUUCCUUGCCGCCGGCAUCUAUCAAUAGACCAGUAUCAGGUUGUCGCCAGACUAAGCUCCCAAAGGCCCUGAGAUAUUCAUAUUUAUUCGUAGGAAUUACUCAAAGCCCCUCGACUUAGACCGGAGACACCGAUACAGUGGAAUGUCUAACAGGCUUGACAACGUGGGAGCCUCAGGUGCGGUGACCCGGGAGCACCCCUGCGUCAUCCAUAAACUCGUGCCAUGGCGCCCUGCCAUUCGUCAGGCAUCACCAUUUUGCCAAUCCCAUCUACAGAUCACAAAGGUUUGGACGCUGCUAUGCAUAGGUAUAAAAGCCAGCCUGUUUCUGACCGUGGCCACUCACCUAAGAGUUAUCAUUCGAGAUCAGAUCCUUUAUCAUCCUGUACAGAAAAUGCGCUUCUCCAUCCUUGCCGCUAUUGUUGCUUUAACAGCAUCUGUAUCUGUCAGCGCAUGCAGUCAGCCAAUGCAGCCGUGCACAACCCGUUUGGAUUGCUGCAGUAAUGUUCUUAAUUGUGUGGAUGGAUUCUGCUCAUACGACCUUGAAGAGU